AAUAUCUCCUUACUCUGCUGAUGUAAUGAGAAUGCACGUUAUAAUCAAAAUUCUCAACAAAAAUUCUUGUGUAAUUUAACUUACAUACUGAAAAGUAUUCCCAACUCUCUUUUAAGACAUAUGAGCCUACAGCUAUGUGUCACACGUGCACAACAUGUGAUAUGUAGUCUAACAUAUGAGAUCACUGUGAUUAUAAUACUACUGUCAUGAGAGUCAGCCUUGGUCACCUGACUUGGACUAAGGACAUGCAAGGCAGCGGCAAAUUCCACUUUAUAUUAGAGUACUAAAACCUACACAGGGUACUUCCAAGACAGAGGGUUCUCACUGCUACCAAUCAAAACAUUAUCCUGUCUUUCAUCCCUCAGUUGCUUCUACUCCCAGCUGAAACAGCAUCAUGUGCUUCAAGCACAUUGCAUACAGCCACCCAGUAAAUCUAGACUAAAAUUUAAUAGCAUUGCUGAGCAACAAAAUCUAUUAUGUGAAAUACUGUACUUCAAGCAUUUAUGGAAAUAUGAGAUACCUAGUAAAUUCUCUAGGGUUGUGAUAUUCUGGAACCAGUUACAAUCCUUGUAAAACAAAGGACCACCUAGAAAGCUUGAUCUUUACUUUUGUUUAGUUUUACUGCAAAGAGAUUACAAGAUAAAUCCUAUUGAGCUGUUGCAACUGGGAGUUCCAAGAAAAAUCUAUGGCAAACCCAACUAUGGGGGGGGGCAUGCUGCUUUCCUGGCAAUUUGGGGCCUUCACUGAACUUGAGGCCCUAACCAGACUGGAUGUUAAUCAACAUUACUGUACAUGAAUGCAAUGAAUACCUACUGCUUCUAAAAUAUCAAAUAGCAGUUGAGGGGGGCUUUAUUCCAUAACUUGGAUGUGCAAAGGUAUAAGUUAAACUCUAUCCACCUUUGUUCUAACAAAAGUUCCCUUUGGGGGGACUUGGGAAACAGCACUACAUUCAGUAACUUUGAGUUAACAUUUAUUACAAUUAUCUGGAAUGAAGGAAAUCACCUCGAACAAAAAAAAAGUUAGAUUUUUAAAAGAUAGCAAUUUAACAACAAUAACAACAAACAGGGACUGUGGUUAUUCUGGCCUCUGAGAAGGUGACACAAGCAAACCCAACUUUCCUUACUGGUGUCUGCUCAAAAGGGAAGCUCUUAUGUCUUUCCAGCAUUAAGGCAGCAUUAAGGCUGCCCAAGCAGCAAAUAGCAGCUGUUGAGAAGGCAUUUUUUAAAAUCACACAUAGGGUACAAAGACUUAAAUUCUCUCUCAUCACACACCAUAUUUCCAGGGCUGGGCAGGGUUUCUCCUAUCUGCUAAUUAUGUUUUUCAAAAUGAACAUUUGAAUUGUAUUUCCAAAUUACUACAUGAUCUAGUUUGAGAUUAAACUCUUUUUGACUAUAAAACGGACAUAGCUUGGAAAAAUAACUUUUAGGUCAGAAGGCAAGACUUGAAAGAGUCCCUUUGGUUGGCCUAUUAAAUAGCUUUUAUACAGUAGCUAUUGAUCCAUAAUUGGGCCAUGCCCAAUUUGUAUGUGUGUGUGUGUGUCAUUCCAAAAUGUUAUGCAGCACUAUAUCCAUAACCAGCAUUUUUGUGACCUGCAAGCCACCAUGAAAUGUAGAGAUGGUAACACUCCCCUUUCUCAUACACUCAAGACUCUGCAGGAAUAAUGUGAGUGAUAACAGUCUCCAUGGAGACCAUGUAUUUUAGGUGGCAGGCUGCCCAGUACUGCUGAAGUGCUUUUGAUGGCUCUCCUAUUGAACUGUCACAUCGAACAGCCAAUGAUUUACCAUGCCAAGGGAGUGAGCUUAUUAAGACAGGGAGGUGGGCACAAGAAGAAUGUCAGCAGGCCUCUGUAAUACGCUUGAACAAGCUUCAGCGGGAAAGAUAACUUGUUUUAGAAAGCUUCCAUAGCCUAACGCAAGCAAGCCUGUGGACCCAGCAGAACCCAUCUUCCAGUAAACCUACUGACCUCUGACUGAAGUUGCAUUGCUUCAAGUGGUUGACUAUUUAGCCAUGGCAGACUGCACUUCCAGUCAGGUAAAGGCCUCAGAAGAUACAGAUUUUGCCCAACCAAAGGCAGGGUCAGUAUCUCUUUGCCAGAAUUCUCAGUAUACAGAUGCGACACCAAGGCCACAGUUACGUCUGCACAGUAUUGAAGAAGAAAAAGGCCCCUUCCCACCAUCUCGGAGAAGUUCAGUUAUGAGCAUCCUCAAUGCCUCUUUCUCCAGCAGGAGGAACUCACUGGCUGCAGGGGGAAGGCGCCUCUCGAUUGGGCCCUGGAUGCAUUGUGGCCGAGUAAGUUUCUCUGGGCUGCCCCUCUUUGAACCUGUUCGGGAGACACACUAUGAGAACACCUACAAGACCCACCCGGAUGAAGGCUGCAAAUUUAAUUCCUCCCAGGUACAGCAGGUUCUGGAGACAGUUCUGGCCAGCUACUUAGGAGAUGCAAAAUAUAACCCCACUAAUAGUGGGCAGUCAGCCCAGAACCUGUCUGACAUUAUCAGGAACAGAGUCAAAGACAUCACUCCACUUCGCUAUAAGCUGGUGUGUAAUGUUUUUUUGGGCCAAAAGGCCAGCCAAGGGCUCCACAUUGCCAGUCGUUCUCUCUGGGAUGUAGAGAGUGACAGCUUUGCCUCUGCUACUUUCACCAAUUCAUCACUUUUUGCUGUGGCCACAGUACACGGACUGUACUUUGAAUGAGCCAUUCCAGCACAUCCUUCUUCCUUACUAUUAUCCAGUUAAAAAUAACAACAAUGUGUCCAUACUUAAUGCAAACUAACAUUAAAUGAUGCAAGAAAUGCAUAGCCCCACCAACAUUUGCCAGAUAAAAAUAUUUUGCAUUCAGUGUGAAAAAUAUUUUCCAUUAGCUAGGUAACAAACAAGUAAUAAGAGCAAACCUACCUCUGCGAGGUUCUGAGGGAUCACAUUACCUGUUCAAUUGCUUCUUCUUUUAAUUACUUAACAUUAAGCUUUAUAUUUCCCAGCACAGAGACUGGUAUCUACAUCUAUUUUUCUAGUGCCGUUAUCAAUUAAUUGCCGACUGUGGCUUGGAGGAGAGCAUAUGAAAAUUAAUUUCUUGCAAAACAUCUACUAGAACUCACUUUCCAAUUAAACUUAGUUGAAAAGAAUCUGUAAGAGCAUUUCUAUGAUGCUUUACUUUUCCUUCCUGGUAUAUGCAUGGGUUUUGGUGGGGAGAAGACAGACUGACUCCGUUAUCUCUGAAAGCUUGUGUUACAAGUUGUUUUAAUAUAUUUUCACAUAAACAGUCUUCUAACUAAUUGGUGACCAAAAAUGAUCACUUUCCUUACCCUAGAAAACUUUUGACAUGUUGGAUGCAGAAUACAAACUUGUAAUCUAAUGCACAACUAUGUGUGGGUAAACAGCCUUUGAGUUCAGAACACUUUUUAUUUGAUUAUACACCUACUUAUUCAGAAGCCUCCCUAUCAGAGAACUCAACAGCUCCUAGAAGAUUCCAAAGGAAUAAAUUUGCCAUUGCUCACUUGUUCGUAAUUCAUUUACACAAAAAAACAAAAUUUGCCUGUUAUCCAGUGUCAGACAAGCCUUAGCAGGAAUAAUCUCAGUCAAUGUGCAGCAAAGCUACAACCCUACCUAGAGGCCCCAAUGACAUUCUGUUUCAUACAAUACUGGCCCUAUUUCUACAUAGACACGUUCCCUGUUAUCAGGCAUUCAGUGUCAUCAGAUGUUCAUUAAGCUGAUGACAGCCCAGGCAGAGCAGGUGGUGGUGGUUUUAUCUGUCUUUCACACUCAACUUGGACCCAGAGGCAGUUCCUUUACACAGCCAACUACACUGCAAAGAAAAUGGGGUGAGGGGAGAGGAAGAAUCUGGAGGCAGUAAUGUCAACAAUGUGGCAGCAAAGGUGGUUGGCAAAAAUGGGAAGGGGGGCAUCAAACAUGUGUUAUUCUUCAAGAGACCAAAUUUUGGCAGGGCCAAGGAAUGAUUCCUGCAUAGAAUGUGCCCCAUAGGAUGUUGUAAAACUGUAAGUUUGGUACAUGAGAAGAGGAAAGCAUAAGAGUGUGGAGGGAGGGAGGCUUUUAUAGAGACCAGCAUUCAAAAAAAGGUCUUUAUACAUCUACAAGGUAUUGUUACCAUCUCAGGCAAUGCAGUGUGUAGGUUAGCUCUCACAAAUACUAGUUUAGUGUGGAAAGAUGUGGCAAUGACUAUUUCCAUCCCAUCACGACUAAACAGUGUAUAGAGGAAUGUUGUUUCUGGCAAGACCCACCAACACAGAGCAAGACUGUUGUCCAUUAAAGAGCUUCUGCUCUCUCCACAACUUUUAUGUUCCACUCACAUCUCCCAAGUUAGCUAUUGGUUUAAAGAAAAUAGGUGAUUCUACAAUAGGUUUACUGAUUCAUAAAUGAUCUGUGACUCUAAAUAAAGGCAACUUUGUUUCAUACUCAUGCUUGUUACACUUCAUGUCAGGUAUGUCUACAUAUAUACUUCAUAAAUAUGAAGGUUUUGUUUGGAUUACUGCCAUGUUCAAUGUGGGUUUUCCUCUUAAAAUAGUCCCAUAAUUUCAGUUAGACCAAAAGAGGAGCACAAGACUAUUUAAUGGACAAUGCGGUAUACCACUGCUUUGUUAUCUGCUUUGACUCAGUUUGUGUUAACUCCUAAUUCAAAAUGCAAGUUUUGACCUUUAAGCCUAUUAACAGCUUGAGACCAGAGAGUCUGGUGGAAUCCUCCUAUGAUAUGUACCUAUUGCUUUUAAAUUAACUUCUAAAAUCAUUUCAAAACACUUUGGUGUUGCUUGGGAAUCUUUACUAUCUGCUGAUAGAAUUUAUGCUGUAUAUUAUAUAUUCUUAUUGUUGUAGACAUUUGUUAUAAGCUCCUCAAAGAACAUGGCUGUUGGUAUUUAUUACAUACUAAUAAAGAUUAGUACUCCUCGCAUGUCCUCAAA
Molecule: messenger RNA, 4910 nt
Organism: Pogona vitticeps (central bearded dragon)
Lineage: Eukaryota; Metazoa; Chordata; Lepidosauria; Squamata; Agamidae
Gene: DYNLT4
Product: dynein light chain Tctex-type 4
Biological process (GO): microtubule-based movement
Cellular component (GO): cytoplasmic dynein complex; cytoplasm
Molecular function (GO): dynein intermediate chain binding
Source: RefSeq, a predicted model, not a curated record